CAAUAAUCAGCAAGUGAUUCAUCCUUUUUUUUGCUUGUUGUAAAAUCUAUUCUGUCAUUUAAAUUCAUAGAAAAUGUUCAACUUGUUUGGCAAAAAACCGACUGUGAAGGAACAGCAACGCGAAAAUGAUCGAAGUCUUCGCAAGGCGACUCGCGACAUUGAAAGAGAGCGUCGGAAAAUGGAGGAAGAGGAGAAGAAACUGGAAGCUGAGAUCAGGCGUAACGCAGCCGCUGGAAACAACGAUGCAUGUCGCAUUUUAGCCAAGCAACUGGUAGAAAUUCGCAAGCAAAAAUCACGCAGUUAUGCAGCGGCGGGAAAAAUACAAUCCAUCGGCUAUCAGAAUAAGAACAUGGGCGCAAACAUUGCACUAGGCGAGGCGAUGGGAACGACGGCCAAGACCAUGGCUGGAAUGAAUAAGCUGAUGCGACCGGAGGCAAUCGCUGGAACGGUGCGUGACUUUCAACAGGCGAAUAUGCGCAUGGAAAUGACAGACGAAAUGAUAAACGAUACGCUGGACGACAUGCUGAACGAAUCAGGGGAUGAGGAGGAGUCCAACGAUGUGGUGAACAAGGUGCUUGAUGAAAUCGGCAUUGAAAUCUCAGGAAAGAUGGCCAGCAUUCCAGCGGCGGGCUCUGGCGAAUUCGAAACGAGCGGCAAACGCACCGAAAAAGACAUUGCGGAUCAGCUGGCUAAACUGCGAUCUACAUAGUUACAUAUUAUUAUUUAUAUAUAUAUAUAUAUUAUACACUCUCAAUCACAUUCUUAAUUUGCUUAAUCCUUAACCAAACUGUAAGAUAAAUUUUUUUUAUAAACAAUUGUUAUUCAUAGGCAUGGUGUAUUUAUUAACAAGGUGGUCUUAUAUUAUUACGUAUGGCAACCGAUUUCUAUGUUAAAUGUUUCAAAGCGAAUGCACCACCUUGUGAUAGUUUUUUCACCAUGACUUUGAUUUGCAUAAACAAAUAUCUAAAAAACAUUUGUUAUUAUAUGCAUGGUGUAAUUAGUAACAAGUAUGUCAACAAACUUCUAUGGUGAAGUGUACUUCGUGUGGUGAGAAAAGAGCAAGUACACCACCUUCUGAUAGUUACAACACAUUUAUAAUUCAUAGGCAAUAAGACAUAAUAAAUAAGUGUGCA
Molecule: messenger RNA, 1133 nt
Organism: Drosophila innubila
Lineage: Eukaryota; Metazoa; Arthropoda; Insecta; Diptera; Drosophilidae
Gene: CHMP2B
Product: charged multivesicular body protein 2b-B
Exons: 1
Coding region: 74-709 (211 amino acids)
Biological process (GO): endosome transport via multivesicular body sorting pathway; protein transport; late endosome to vacuole transport
Cellular component (GO): ESCRT III complex; multivesicular body
Source: RefSeq, a predicted model, not a curated record